Messenger RNA from Ictalurus furcatus (blue catfish), 2202 nucleotides. RefSeq names its product coiled-coil domain-containing protein 158-like. The record is from RefSeq and is a predicted model, not a curated record. The transcript has 14 exons. NCBI's taxonomy places the organism in Eukaryota, Metazoa, Chordata, Actinopteri, Siluriformes, Ictaluridae. The coding region runs from base 86 to 2095 and encodes 669 amino acids.
GAGUUUCUAAAUAUAUUAUAAGAUUUCAGUCACAGCACAGUGCAGGACACUGUAGUGAAAUUCAGAGUGAAAUAUAGAAAGUGGUAUGGCGUGGUACGAUUGUUUGCAUGACAACAAUUGUACCACGCCAUCUCAGGCCGAGCUCUGUCAGACUGCAGAGGAGCUGUGCCUUGAGCGGCAGCAGAGGCACGAGCUGGAUCGGCGCAGCCAUGGAGUCCAGCAGCUUGAGAAUCUCAUCCAGUGUCUUAGAGAGCAGUGUCAGAGACAUCUGGACAUGCAGGAGCAGAGCAGCGGGGAGGCCAGGAGGCUACAGUCUCUGCUGGACAAACGGGAUGCAGAGCUGCCACUGAAGCAGCAAGAAGUGCAACGGGGCCGAGCUCAGCUGGAGGAGGCGCACACACAGGUGAUGGCAUUACAGACCGAGGUGGAGCUGCUGAGGCUCAGGCUGGAAGAAGGAAAAAAGAGUGGCGAGUUGCUCAUGAAGCCUCUGGUGGCCCUGCAGAAGGAGAGGAAGAGCCUGAACAAGCAGCUCGAGCAGCUCCGGCUGGACAACCAGCAGCUGAGGUCUGCCCUGCUGGAGGCAGAACUAAGGCUGAGUACUGUGGAACAGGAAAAAAGACAGCAACGGGCAGCCCUGUCAGAAAGAACGAGCAAUCUCCACCAGCUAACUCUGGAGAAACAGCAGGUGACUACUGAGCUGGAGAGCCAGCGCAAGAAGCUAGAUCAACUCAAAGAAGAGCAGGAGGCUUUAAGAGAAGAACACAGCAGGAAAACCGAGGAGCUGCAAUGGCAGAACAGCAAGCUAAAAGCCCAGCGUAAAAACAUCCGAAACAACUUGGAGCAGGCCAAGCGCACCCUCAAAACACUGGAGGGUGCUGAUGAACAUGGUCUAAAGGUUGCCUUGGGCAUACAGAAGCAGAUCACUGCCAAGCGAGAACAGGUUGACUUACUCCAGAGCCAUGUACAGAUGCUGGAGGAGACCACAGAAAAACUCACUCAGGAGAAGAACUAUCAGGUGAUGAAGAGCAAACGUCAAGCACAGGAGCUGCUUUUUGAGAGGGAAAGAAGAAAGAGGCUUGAAACUGAGUUGGAGGCUUACCAUACUAAGGAGAAUCUGCUGAAGAGCGAAAUUGAGCGGCUCGACACAGCUUUGCACAAGAUGUCUGACAGUUUUGCCGAGUGCCAAGACUACAUUCAGAACCAGCAACAGGAGAUCAUGAGGUUGAAACUCCAGCACACUCUAGAGCUGAAGGAGGGCCAGAACUUACGAUCCACAAAUGCUAGAACUUUUGAGCAAGGACAAGACUUACAAGUUACAAACAACAUUCACAGAUCGCCAAUCACCAGCACUACACCUCCAGCACAAGUGCCCUUUCAAGCUCAUGCUGCCAGCCAGUUAAGCAUUAGUAGCCAGAAGUGUAGCCCCGUUCUGGAGCUGCGGAGCCUGGUUAAAGAGCUACGCAGUGUGAUCGAUAUGGAGCGGAGCCCUGAUACCAGCUACACCAGUUCCAGGAGCUUUGCAGAAACACACAGCAGCAGGAAAUCAGCUGCGACUGAAAUGCAGUAUUUAUGCAGAGAUGAAGUGACUGAGAACGCCGAAGGUGAAAGCAGGAAGACGAGGCCAAGUACCAAUUACAAUGAGCAAGAUCCUGGCCGAGGCCCUAACUUCAUUAAACAGGACGUGAACGAUGCUUUUUCAGCUAACAAUGAAGCUGGACUGAGAGCAGGUCGGUCUUGCUACACUUCAUUUUGUGUAGCAGCACUGGGGCGGAGGUCUCCGGUACACUCCCUCCUGACCUCUGACCUUCGUACCGAUAUCCAUAGCAGCCUCAAAACACAAAGCCCUGUCCUUACUCUGCAAACAUCUGCCUUUAAGCAAGCUGAAAUACCACGGCAGACAUGCAAGAAACAGCAGAGCACAUUAGAGUGUCUUCAGAACAAAGCAGAGGAUCAUCAGAUAAAGAAUCAAGAAAUGUCCUCGAUGAUAAAAAGCCAGGAAAGGAUGAGGAGGAGGAUCAAAGAGAGAAAAACACUCAACAAAGAUAAGCUUCUAGACCAGACAGGAGACCAAAGAAUUAAUAUCCAAAGCAAAUAAAUGUUUUGUUUUUUUUUAACAUAUAAAAAUAGAAUAUGAACCUGAAAAAUGACUACAUUGUAUCUGACAAAAUGGCAUUUAGACUCAUAAUUUAAAUAAAGGAUAUU